UGUGGAAGGGCAACCUCACGGCCUGCCUGCGCCUCGGGCCCUACAGCGCCCUGCAGCUCGCCGCCUACCGCAGGUUUGUUGUGCUCUUUACGGAUGAUUUGGGUCACAUAUCUCAAUGGCAUGCCAUCAUGGCAGGAAGCUUGGCUGGCAUGGUUGCAACCAUAGCAACUUACCCAACUGAUGUCAUUAAAACCCGACUCAUUGUGCAGAACCGAUUGGAACCAUCUUAUAAAGGAAUUCUUCAUGCUUUCUACACAAUAUAUCAUCAAGAGGGAUUCCUGGCUCUGUAUCGUGGUGUUUCGUCGACUGUUUUAGGCACUAUCCCAUUUUCUGCUGGGUCAUUAUUCGUGUAUAUCAACUUGGACAAAAUCUGGCGAGAGCCUAGCAGUCACUUCACUCCCCUCCAGAACUUCAUCAAUGGCUGUCUUGCUGCUGGUGUAGCACAGACACUUUCUUUCCCCUUUGAAACUGUCAAACGGAAAAUGCAGGCUCAGAGUCCGUACCUUCCCCACUAUGGAGGAGUUGACGUGCAUUUCACUGGCAUGAUUGACUGCUUUAGGCAAACGGUGAAGCACAGAGGUGUGCUUGGACUCUGGAGUGGACUCACGGCCAGCCUGCUCAAGGUUGUCCCAUACUUCGGUAUUAUGUUUAGCACCUUUGAAUUCUGCAAGCGGGUCUGUCUCUACAGAAAUGGUUAUAUUGAAUCUCCGUUAAGCUACAAGCUCACUCCUGGAGUGGACCAAAGUUUACAGCCACAGGAACUGCAAGAAUUAAAGCUGCUUCGAAGAGGAAACUUUGAGCCGAGGAAACUUCAAGCCAAGGAAACCCACUCUUGAAAACUGAUCUGGGAAGCCCAUGGCCUGGAUGGUAGGCUAAUAUCAUUCUGAAUCAGCUCCACAAUAUUAAGGAAGUAUAAGGUAAAGGAGGGUGUACUGAGCUACAGACACCAGCCCCUCACUGUGGUACUGAAACACCUGUGUCAGACAUUCAUGGGUGUUGUACUCGCGUAGGAAAUGGACACAAGCUUACCUACAAAGGAAAGACACAAACGGUUUUGAACUACUACAGUACUGGAACUUAAAACCAACUCAGUGGAAGUGUUUUUAAAUGUCAAAUAGCUUUUUAAUACUAAAGUCACUUGCAAAGAAUGAGAGAGCUGAGAGAUGAGCAUGAAUUGUAACUUAGUCCAAAAAUCAUUAGAGAAUGGUAAAUCUGUUUUUAAAAUCCCAGUGCUCCUCGGGGCACUAGUGUCCAGAAUGGUUACGAACAAUAACUAGACUCCCUAUCAUGUGAGCGUCUUGACUGAAAUCUGUCCGUCUGAGAUCCCAUGUGGAUGUGGCAUUCUGAAGCUGCAGCUCUGUUCCUGCACAAUUCACACCUCUGCUAAUCCUCCCAGUUCUUAUUUUCAGCUUUUUGUAAAAGUUGCUUGAAAACAGUUGAAUUUUCUAGGAGUCCCUCUUGCAAACAAAGAGGAAAUACUCUGCAGCUGUGCUCUUACCGAGAAAGAAUCAUCGUGUGUGAGGUGCGCUGAACUGACAAUCUAACAAACCUAAGUGCAUGUUAAAAUAUCUUCUCACUCCCUUAUCCCCCUAGAAUGCCACUCCCUGUACCUGAAUCACUGAAAAAAGCAGCACUGUUUGUAUGUUUUAAUAUUUGCUUUAACUACUGAAUAUUGCCUGAGAAAUGCAGCUACCACAUGGCUUAGCUAUGUCAGAGCUAACAUCCUAUCAAUGUUUUGUCAGUAUUUUAAGCCGUAUUUUAUAUUAAAUUAAUAUUUUGGAAUAAAAGAUAUGAUCAGAUGUUGAA
Messenger RNA from Gavialis gangeticus (Gharial), 1806 nucleotides. It is a transcript of the gene SLC25A43, whose product is annotated as solute carrier family 25 member 43. Lineage: Eukaryota; Metazoa; Chordata; Crocodylia; Gavialidae. The transcript has 5 exons. Gene Ontology annotation, biological process: transmembrane transport. The record is from RefSeq and is a predicted model, not a curated record. Bases 129 to 836 code for a protein of 235 amino acids.